AUGGUUACACUUCCCCAUUGUUGUACCCUCCUGCUGGCCUUAAUUCUUCUCAUUAUUUCAACCCACACAUCCAAAAUAGUAACACCCCGCAGAGGUGCGCACUACAACAAGGUGAUUGCAUCUGCGCAUCAUGGUUGGAAUAGGCGUUACUUAUCCCAUGGUGAUCGGAUAAGGGAUCACUCCACUCAUAGGCUGUUCUUUCUAAAAAAGGAGAAAGAAAAUGACUCUCAUUUCAAAGGGUUACACAAUGUUAAGCGUUGGUUAAAUUGCCUUUUGGGGGAAAUUCUGCCUGGUGAGCAUGGCCAUGGUAUGUUGAUAGGGGGUCAGAGAAGGUGGAGACCGGGGCUGGGCGACACGCUCAACGAGCUGCUAUACCCCCCGUACGAGGUGCAGAGGGCCGUCAGGUGCUACACGUUCCUGUCGCGCGAUGGGGGCGACAAGGCAGACAGUAGGGUGGGGAGUAAUGUGAUGAAUAAUGUACAGAGUAAUGUGAACAGUACUACGUAUACCCGCAUGGAUCACAGCAUGCGAAGCAGUGGCAGCCAAAGGGCAGUACGAGUGGAGGCUAAGCGCAAGGGAGGGAGCUGCUCCGGCCCAGCCCAAAUCGAGCGAUACAUCACCCGACAGCUAAUACAUUUAACGAGCGAACUUAUGAAAAUACAAAGCGGAUGGGAAAAAGAGAAAAAGGAGGAAAAUGCAAGAGCGAGCAGUAGCUUUAACGGAAAGACGAACAACUGUGUGAAGUGGAAUUACUAUUUGAAUAACAAAAAUAACCCCCUAAAAUGCUUCGUCUAUGUGGAUGUGCCGGAAGGAACAGUGAUGUUAAAGCCAGAAAAGGUAGAUGACAAAAAAAAAAAUUUUUUAAUUUCAAUCAAUGCUUUAAAUGAUAUCAGAAGGAAUAAUGAAGAGAUACUAAAAAACAUUUAUUUUAAAAAACAUAAAAUAACUUUUGAUCAUAUAUAUCGAAAUAGCAAUUGCAUGACCUUGUUGGUUAGCAGAUUUAUUGACCAUCCUUAUCUUCUCAAUACAUUGUCUUUUUUUUGUUUAACAUCUUGCGGCUACCUUCUGACUGAUGUAUUUUACCAAGGGGUUCUUCACUUAUUGGGUAGCGAAAUUAUUUGGUACCCCCUUGUAUACAACGUCUGGUGUAACGUAUAUCAUACGACUUUGCCAUUGAAGCUUUAUUUGGCCAAACAGACCUACUCCUACGGAAGAGUCGCCUUUGAUUUUUUUGUCAAUUAUGUAAGAUCGAAAUUAAUUAGGUUGGAAACUUCGUUAAUGAAUUCUUCGUUGAAGCGAAAAGUGGACUUAGACACUCGCGAGGAAAACAGGUAUGACGAUAAAAUGUUUUCCAUUUCUACAGAGUGUGAUAUUUCGGAUGAGGAAGAAGAGGACUUCACGUACAUUUGA
Messenger RNA from Plasmodium fragile, 1410 nucleotides. RefSeq lists its product as uncharacterized. The transcript has a single exon. The coding region runs from base 1 to 1410 and encodes 469 amino acids. The record is from RefSeq and is a predicted model, not a curated record. Lineage: Eukaryota; Apicomplexa; Aconoidasida; Haemosporida; Plasmodiidae.